Messenger RNA from Dendronephthya gigantea, 1227 nucleotides. RefSeq lists its product as uncharacterized. The transcript has 6 exons. The record is from RefSeq and is a predicted model, not a curated record. The coding region runs from base 1 to 1209 and encodes 402 amino acids. Lineage: Eukaryota; Metazoa; Cnidaria; Anthozoa; Malacalcyonacea; Nephtheidae.
AUGCUGUGUGGGGUAAAUGGUUGUUCACGAACUUAUAGAAAUUUCUAUUCACUUAAGUGCCAUUUCUACCGUAACCAUGCAGAUUUGCUUUCUAAUAUACGUCCUGAACAUGACCGAACAGAUGAUGACAGUGGAGCAGAGAACUUUGGAAACGGUGACCUUGACGAGAAUCAAGAGAUAAUUGAAAACCAAUUUGACAUUGCCAAGGAAGCACGUAAACUUACCAGGUCGAACGCUCUCUGUAUACUCCAAGUAAAAGAUGAAGGAAAGAUUCCCCAAACGGUUGUGGAUUAUAUGGUGAAAAAUACAACAGAAAUAGUUGAAAAUAGUGUAGAUGUAUUAAAAUCUGCCUUAAAAGAUCGCAUGAAGGACGUAGGAUUAGAUAUGGAAAAUAUCCCAGAAAUAAGUGACCUUUUUGAAGAAGACAGUGUAAUAAGGAAGCCUUUUCUAUAUUUGGAUAAUGAGGUUUCACAAAGCUCGUACUACAAGAGUAAUUUUGGCCUAGUGGAACCUAAAAAACUUGUUUUAGGUAGUUAUCAUUCAAAAGCAAUGAAGGGGAAUAAAGUAAAAGAUGUGUUAAAAGAGGAUUGUGCUUACUACAUACCAUUAUUGGCAAGUUUGCAACAACUUUUGAACAAUGAUUCAGUGUUGAAAGAGAUUGAAAACCCUCAUAACAGAACUGAUGACUUGAUGAGUGAUUAUUGUGAUGCAGAGGACUUCAAAAGGCAUCCACUCUUUAGCAUAGACUUUCUUGCAUUGCAAAUACUUUUUUUCUUUGAUGAAUUGGAGAUUUGUAACCCUCUAGGUUCAAGAGCAAACAUUCACAAACUGGGUAACUUCUAUUACACUCUUGGAAAUAUAUCUCCUAAUAAGCGAGCCAGUUACAGAUCUAUUCAACUCUUUGCGAUAGUGAAUAGUAACCAUCUUAAACAGUAUGGCAUUGAUAGAAUACUAGAGGUCUUGAUCAAUGAUAUCAGGUUACUGGAACAGGAUGAGGGGUAUGCAUUUAACAUCCAUGGCCAAAUGAGGAAUUUUAGAGGGACUAUAGCCUAUGCCUCUGGAGACAACCUGGGUUCACAGCAGAUGGGUGGUUUUAAAGAAGGGGCACAAGCCUAUAGAAAGUGCAGAGAAUGUAUGACAACCAUGGAGGAAUUAAUAUCAAAGUUCCUGGAAAGUUUUUUCACCCUUCGAACAAGAGAAAAUCAUUGAAAUGCAGUGCCAAAGACU